GGGGCGCCUGCCUGGAACGCGCUCCUGAGUCGGCCGGAGGCGGGAAAAGCUUGAGGAGAAAUUUUUCUUUCUAAACAUUUGAGGCUAGUGGGGCAAAACAACUAAAUCCUAUUCUCCUGAGGUUGUGUAACCGGAAAACUAUCAAAAUCUGUGACAUCCAAGUUCUUUGUCCUGUUUUCAGAUGUAUAUCUCAUUUUAAAUGGAUGAUCAAUUCAUGAAAUAAGAAAAAGGAUGGCAUCUAAAAUAAACACUGAUUUCACUUUGAUUCCCAACCAGAAAUAUAGACGUCGCAAUCGUCAUUCCAGCUACUUACCCAGCAAUCUAGUUUCAGAUUCUCAGCCCUUAUCUACGCUUGGAAGUUUCAAUGCCUUGCCAUUGGAAGUAUUUCAAAUAAUUUUAAAAUACUUGUCAGUGAAGGAUAUCAGCAUGUUAAGUAUGGUGUCCAAAACUGUCAGCCAGAGCAUUAUUAAUUACAUCUCAACUUCAUCAGGAAGCAAAAGGCUGUUGCUACAGAACUUCCAUACCCUUGAGCUGCAUGACGAGACAGAGAACUUUGCUAUCCUGGAGCACUACCGAUCUCUAGGUCUUCUAUUUAAAAGAUGUACACUGCUGUUGCCCACCAAAGAAAGAUUGAAGUACAUCCACAAGAUACUCAUAGAAAUUCCCUGUUUUAAAUUCAAUGGCUGUGCAGCUCCUAUACAAUGCUUAGGAUUGUCAUGUUAUGGCAUGUUUUUACAGACCUUAACAGCAGGUUGGGAUGAUCUCGAGUGCCAUCGUGUGUUUAACUUCGUGUGUGAGCUGACUAACCUGUCCCGCAAGAUGCAGGCUGUUGUUUGCAGCAAACCAGGAAGUGCCCGGAAAUUGGAGUUAAGAAUCAGACUGUUCUGCAGGAAUGUUCUGCUUGAUCACUGGUCCAGUCGAAGUGAUUCAGCUUUUUGGUUGACACGAAUAUUAAAACCCUGGCCAAUGGUGAAUCAAGCAAGAUUACUGUAUAUCAUCUUUGGGCCAGUAUCUCCUCAUGAUGGACAGGUGUUUUGGCAGAAAAUGACAGAAGGACCUACAGAUGAAUCGAGUCUUAAAGGUCUGGCAGAUGCCAUUAAAUUACUAUAUGACACAGGCACCAAGGAGUGGACAGCAGAUGAUGUCAUCAGUCUCGUGGACGAGCUAUCAGUGGUUCCCCGUGAGUGGCUCCUAGAGAAUAAUGCACGACUUCUAAUCUUAAGUGGAAACAACAUCUGUUUCACUUUCAUGGCUAGUAAAGCUGUGAACGGACGGGCCCUUGAACUGUCAAGACUUAUAGUCUUUUUGGCUUUGGUGUGUGAGAAAGAGCUCUACUGCAUGGAUUGGGCAGUGAAAAUGAUGCAAAAAGUCUGUAAAGUGUUUAAUACUCCAGUGGAAAGAAAUAAUUUCUUGCAGAAUGUAGCCAGUGCAUUUGCAGGUAUCAUAAUGGAAAUGCUGCACUCAGUUAUGUCUGGAGAUCAUGAUGAAGACAACAGAAGCUUUUUGAAUUUGUUCCAUCUUGUACAUGCUCAGGCUAACUUCCACAAGGAGGUCCUGUAUUUGACCAUGGGGGCUGUGUCUACCUAAAUACUCAACAAGCUUUUCCUCUAUAGAGUGUUUCCCUGAACUACCAACCAGAAGAUUGCUACUUGUUCACAUCCAAAGAGUAGCAUCCAUGGGACUUACCAUCUAAGUAACCUCAGAACAUGGCAGAGAAUCUGAGAAGUAACUGCUUGUGC
Messenger RNA from Ochotona princeps (American pika), 1739 nucleotides. It is a transcript of the gene FBXO47, whose product is annotated as F-box protein 47. The coding region runs from base 232 to 1587 and encodes 451 amino acids. Gene Ontology annotation, molecular function: protein binding. The record is from RefSeq and is a predicted model, not a curated record. The transcript has 12 exons. NCBI's taxonomy places the organism in Eukaryota, Metazoa, Chordata, Mammalia, Lagomorpha, Ochotonidae.